AUGACAUUGCACAGGUCAGGCGCUGGGGCAGACCAGCGCACAGAAACAUUCCGCAUCAACGUCUGUCGCGUUGAAAGAACCCUCACCACCUAUCUCCCAGCGAGAGGACACCUUCGAUACAAGGAGUUUGAUUGGGUUAAUAUCAUAAUACUCAGUGGUAUGCACCUUCUUGUGUGCAUUGGUGCUUUUGGGACCCCUUUGCAACUUGAAACUGCGAUUUGGAUGUGCAUAUAUGAUUUCUUCAUUGCCCUUUCUCUUACUGCUGGCUAUCAUCGCCUCUGGUCUCACAAGUCGUACCGUGCUCGUCUACCGCUCAGAAUAUGUCUGGCUACAUUAGGAGCUGGCGCAUUCCAAUGGUCUAUCAAAUGGUGGUCAUAUAAGCAUCGCGCGCACCACCGUUAUAUUGAUACCGAUUUGGAUCCGUAUAAUGCUCGCAAGGGUCUUUUCUAUUCUCAUAUCGGCUGGCUGUUUCACAAAGAUGAAGGUAAACAGACUGGGAAGAUAGAUAGCACCGACUUGAACGAGGACCCCGUUGUUAUCUGGCAGCAACGCAUCUAUGUUCCUCUGUCCAUACUGGCAGGCGUUGUAUUUCCAAGUCUGGUAGCCAGCUUGUGGGAUGAUUUGCCGGGAGGUAUUGUCUAUGCGUCCUGCCUGAGGAUUGUCUUCCGUUGGCACAUGACCUUUUGUACCAAUUCGCUGGCACAUUAUAUGGGAGAGCAGCCUUUUGAUGAUCGUCACUCUCCGCGCAAUCACCUUUUCACUGCUCUUCUGACUUUAGGCGAGGGAUACCAUAAUUUCCAUCACGAAUUUCCCAAUGAUUACCGAAAUGGCAUUCAAUGGUAUGACUAUGACCCUACGAAGUGGAGUAUAUGGAUAUGGAAACAACUGGGUUUGGCAUCCAGCCUUAACCAAACCCAAGUCAAUGAAACCGAGAAAUCACGUGUGCAACAACUCCAGAAACAUCUUGACAAGAAGCGUGCGACGCUUAUUUGGGGUCCCACACUAGAUGAACUCCCAGCAAUUGAGUGGGAUACGUAUGUCAAAGAAGUCAAGAAUGGUGCCCGUCUUCUAGUUAUAGAGGGGGUCGUGCAUGAUGUUACGGAGUUUAUGGCGGUCCACCCGGGCGGAAGGGCGAUACUGGCCGCCAACAUUGGAAAGGAUGCAACUGGUCUGUUCCUCGGUAAAGUAUACAACCAUUCCAAUGCGGCGAAUAACCUACUAUCCACCAUGAGAGUGGGUGUCAUCAUUGCUCGUAAUGAUGGUGAUGACGGGGACAGUCAUACCUCGGCCGUAUCAACAAGUUUCUCCCGCUGA
Molecule: messenger RNA, 1314 nt
Organism: Aspergillus bombycis
Lineage: Eukaryota; Fungi; Ascomycota; Eurotiomycetes; Eurotiales; Aspergillaceae
Product: acyl-CoA desaturase
Exons: 2
Coding region: 1-1314 (437 amino acids)
Biological process (GO): unsaturated fatty acid biosynthetic process
Cellular component (GO): endoplasmic reticulum membrane
Molecular function (GO): iron ion binding; heme binding; stearoyl-CoA 9-desaturase activity
Source: RefSeq, a predicted model, not a curated record